This is a messenger RNA of Mercurialis annua (annual mercury), 1825 nucleotides long. Its product is annotated as DEAD-box ATP-dependent RNA helicase 15. The record is from RefSeq and is a predicted model, not a curated record. The coding region runs from base 152 to 1507 and encodes 451 amino acids. The transcript has 12 exons. Lineage: Eukaryota; Viridiplantae; Streptophyta; Magnoliopsida; Malpighiales; Euphorbiaceae. Gene Ontology annotation, molecular function: RNA binding; RNA helicase activity; ATP binding.
GAAAAAAAAAAUAUCGUUGAGGUCGUCGUGUUAAAUAUCAUAUUUUAGUUUAACAAAUUCGUCUCUGUUUAGCUAACCAUUUUCCUUUGCAGUGUACGAACCCUAAUUUCUAGUACGGAAUUUCAUCUUCUGUAAGCUUCUCAGAAAUAACAUGGGAGAAACAAGGGACACCGAGGCUUACGAGGAGGAGCUUCUCGAUUAUGAGGAGGAGGAAGAGAAAGUCCCUGAUCUUGUUGCUGCUAGAGUCAAUGGCGAGUCCGCCAAGAAGGGCUAUGUUGGCAUACACAGUUCCGGAUUCAGAGACUUCUUGUUGAAACCAGAGCUUCUCCGGGCCAUCGUCGACUCGGGAUUUGAGCAUCCUUCUGAAGUUCAACAUGAAUGCAUCCCUCAAGCCAUCUUGGGCAUGGAUGUCAUCUGCCAAGCUAAAUCUGGAAUGGGGAAGACGGCGGUUUUUGUUUUAUCUACACUACAGCAAAUUGAACCUACUGCUGGCCAAGUUAUUGCUCUUGUUCUAUGUCAUACUAGGGAGUUGGCAUACCAGAUUUGUCACGAGUUCGAGAGGUUCAGCACAUAUCUACCUGAUACAAAGGUUGCUGUUUUUUAUGGCGGUGUUAAUAUCAAGAAUCACAAAGAUUUGUUGAAAAAUGAAUGCCCACAUAUUGUCGUCGGCACACCUGGAAGGAUACUGGCACUGGCAAGAGAUAAAGACCUCUCUUUGAAGAAUGUGAGGCAUUUUAUCCUUGAUGAAUGUGACAAGAUGCUUGAAUCACUUGACAUGAGGAGAGAUGUCCAGGAGAUCUUCAAGAUGACUCCACAUGAUAAGCAAGUUAUGAUGUUUUCUGCAACACUCAGCAAAGAUAUCCGCCCGGUUUGCAAAAAAUUUAUGCAAGAUGUAAUGUCCUAUGGCCAGUUCUACUUCAAUUUAGAAGUCUUAUCUAUUAAUAUUGCCAAAUUUCUUCAACCUAUGGAAAUUUACGUUGAUGAUGAAGCCAAGUUGACCCUCCAUGGUCUCGUGCAGCACUACAUCAAAUUGACUGAGCUGGAAAAGAACAGAAAGUUGAAUGAUCUUCUCGAUGCACUGGACUUUAAUCAAGUUGUUAUCUUUGUAAAAAGUGUGAACAGAACAGCUGAGCUGAACAAGUUGCUUGUAGAAUGCAAUUUUCCAUCAAUUUGCAUUCAUUCUGGCAUCUCACAAGAGGAAAGGCUGACACGCUACAAGGGAUUCAAGGAGGGUCAUAAAAGAAUUCUUGUGGCCACAGAUUUAGUUGGUCGGGGAAUUGAUAUUGAGCGGGUCAAUAUUGUUAUCAAUUAUGACAUGCCGGAUUCUGCCGAUACUUAUCUGCACAGAGUCGGUAGAGCUGGUAGAUUUGGCACCAAGGGGCUUGCAAUUACGUUUGUUUCAUCUGCUUCGGACUCUGAUGUUCUAAAUCAGGUUCAGGAGAGGUUCGAGGUGGAUAUAAAGGAGCUUCCAGAGCAGAUAGAUACAUCUACAUACAUGCCGUCGUAAUAGAAGGGCUCAAGAAGCAACAACCUGAAGGUUUGGAGGCAAAAACUGUAUUGGCGCUAGAGGCCGUUAUAAUGUAUGUUAUAAUCUGUUGAAGUGAUCGUGUAGCAUGUGUAUUGGUAUUUAGAAUGCAAACGCUCCAUUUCAUUAGUUUCCGGUUACUCGGAUAAACGAGAACUCUUAGUUGCCCUGCACAUGGGCAAUAGAGUAGACUUAAAUUUUAGUUUGAGUUUAUAGUUGACAUGGAUUUGGUAUAGAUCCAUUGAAUUGAGUUGUCUUGGUUAAUUUGAAUUGAGAUAUUUAAAUCAAAUCCAUUGUGUA